GGAGGGGCCCCUUUGUCAUGGUGGGCUGGUGGAUGCGGCAGGAAGGGGAUGUGGCCUGUGGCUGAAUUCUGCUCUCUUUGAAAGCCAGGGAAGUGGCUCCCACAAUAAGCCAAGAUGAGAGAACUCUAGGGUCCCUGCCUGGGCCCUCCAGAGUUCUCUCCUCUAGCCUCUGGCCUCUGGGUUAGAUUUCCCUCAAGACACCCUAAGCUGGGGCACAGUUUCCACUGUGAGCUAGAAGUUUCCGUUUUCUUGAAUGUAAAUGGGGGGCGAUAGUAGUCACUUCCUUUCAGUUUUUGCUCAAAUGUCACCACAGAGAGCCCUCUCUGACCAUCCUGUUCCCAACUGCCAGGACUCUGCCUCCCCUACCUUCUCGAUCCUUUCGCUGCUUUGUUUUUCUGAACGGCACUUUUCACUUUCUAGGAGGCUGUGUAACUGAUUUAUUGAUUUUUGUCUGCUUUUUCCCCCCAACCCCCAAAUACUAGAGCCACAGGGCAGGAAGCUUUGCCUAUUUUGUUCCUGUGUCCCCAGAACCUAAAGCAAUGCCAGGCACUCAAUACAUAUUUGUUGAAUGAACACUUGAAGGAUGCGUGUGAAGUGUUUCGCAGGAUUCUUGGCAUCUUAAGAUUAUUGCUGCUGCUGUUGUUUGCUGUGUGACUUGAGCACAUUCCUUAGCCUCUCUGGCCCUCUGUCUCACAGUAUGUAAAAUGAGAAGAGUGAACCACUAAAGAUCCAUGAGCUUCCUUCGAACUCUAAAAAUCUUGGUGCCUCCAAAUGCUCAAGAAAGUUCUUCCCAAACCUCAACAGGAACUCCUUUUUCUUUUUUUGCAGUUCUCAGCAGCAGCUCAGCUGGGACUUAGCCGGAGGCGCUAAGGACUCCUUUUGCAAUAGCCCUUCCUCUACUUCUUUUGACUCUGAGGAUCAGAAUAGGAUAUAGGUUUGGGAUCACGAGUCAGCCCAAUGUUUCUUGGAACAGUUUCCAUUCAGAUAGUUAUGUUUUAUUUCGUUGACUUUGAUGUGUUGCUUCUGGCACUUUAUUGUUUUCAAUAGAGGGCAAUUCAUGAUGUGCAUAAUUAAAGGUCAUUUGAUUUUCAUUUCUUUGUUAAGAGUUUCAUAAAAACAAACAGAGUUCAGGAGAAAGCAAUUGCCAGACCACGCGCCCAGAGACCAUGUGCCCUGAUUUGGGAUUUGGACACCUGGUCCUUGGAGAUGAAGGUUCCCACUGUCCUGCCAUAGGUGGGGCUCUGUCCCUGGCCUGGAACGUCCCCUGUGGGGAUAGCGUCAUCCCUCAGAAGGCUCUGGAGCAUCUGUUUCAGGGGCUCAGGUCAACAGGACCAAGACCAUCCUCUCAAGGCUCUGCCCUUUCUCUCAGGGCCCCUCUGAAGAAGUAGCUCAGAACACUCCUCUGCUUCUGUGGGGGCAGUUUCAGGAGUAAAGGCAGCUUCAGGUUCCCGGUAUUUGGAAUUUGGUAUUCGCUGAGUAACUGGGAUGGCCUCGAUGAGGGGCAGAGGAACAGGUCUGGCUAGUUCUGUGUUGUUUAUACUGGGGAUUACUUCACACAUCCCAACCGGCUUCCCCGCCCCGUUUGGUGGGGGCUGGCCCUUGGCCCUCCAACUCCUUUACCCUACAUGCCUGAGAAGCCAGGGGCCAAGAUGGAUCUUCUCCUCGACAUCAGCUAAGCCUGGAGGACUCUUCCCCUCAGAGACCAUGGAGAGGGACAGCCACGGGAAUGCAUCUCCAGCAAGAACACCUUCAGCUGGAGCAUCUCCAGCCCAGGCGUCUCCAGCCCAGGCAUCUCCAGCUGGGACACCUCCGGGCCGGGCAUCUCCAGCCCAGGCAUCUCCAGCUGGGACACCUCCAGGCCGGGCAUCUCCAGCCCAGGCAUCUCCAGCCCAAGCAUCACCAGCCCAGGCAUCUCCAGCCCGGGCAUCUCCGGCUCUGGCAUCACCUUCCAGGUCCUCAUCCGGCAGGUCAUCAUCCGCCAGGUCAGCCUCCGUGACAACCUCCCCAACCAGAGUGUACCUUGUUAGAGCAACACCAGUGAGGGCUGUACCCGUCCGAUCAUCUCCUGCCAGGUCAGCACCAGCCACCAGGGCCACCAGGGAGAGCUCAGGUACGAGCCUGCCCAAGUUCACCUGGCGGGAGGGCCAGAAGCGGCUACCGCUCAUCGGGUGUGUGCUCCUCCUCAUUGCCCUGGUGGCUUCGCUCAUCAUCCUCUUCCAGUUCUGGCGGGGCCACACAGGGAUCAGGUACAAGGAGCAGAGGGAGAGCUGUCCCAAGCACGCUGUUCGCUGUGACGGGGUGGUGGACUGCAAGCUGAAGAGUGACGAGCUGGGCUGCGUGAGGUUUGACUGGGACAAGUCUCUGCUUAAAAUCUACUCUGGGUCCUCCCAUCAGUGGCUUCCCAUCUGUAGCAGCAACUGGAAUGACUCCUACUCAGAGAAGACCUGCCAGCAGCUGGGUUUCGAGAGUGCUUACCGGACAACCGAGGUUGCCCACAGGGAUUUUGCCAACAGCUUCUCAAUCUUGAGAUACAACUCCACCAUCCAGGAAAGCCUCCACAGGUCGGAAUGCCCUUCCCAGCGGUAUAUCUCUCUCCAGUGUUCCCACUGCGGACUGAGGGCCAUGACCGGGCGGAUCGUGGGAGGGGCGCUGGCCUCGGAUAGCAAGUGGCCUUGGCAAGUGAGUCUGCACUUCGGCACCACCCACAUCUGUGGAGGCACGCUCAUUGACGCCCAGUGGGUGCUCACUGCCGCCCACUGCUUCUUCGUGACCCGGGAGAAGGUCCUGGAGGGCUGGAAGGUGUACGUGGGCACCAGCAACCUGCACCAGUUGCCUGAGGCAGCCUCCAUUGCCGAGAUCAUCAUCAACAGCAACUACACCGAUGAGGAGGACGACUAUGACAUCGCCCUCAUGCGGCUGUCCAAGCCCCUGACCCUGUCCGCUCACAUCCACCCUGCUUGCCUCCCCAUGCAUGGACAGACCUUUAGCCUCAAUGAGACCUGCUGGAUCACAGGCUUUGGCAAGACCAGGGAGACAGAUGACAAGACAUCCCCCUUCCUCCGGGAGGUGCAGGUCAAUCUCAUCGACUUCAAGAAAUGCAAUGACUACUUGGUCUAUGACAGUUACCUUACCCCAAGGAUGAUGUGUGCUGGGGACCUUCGUGGGGGCAGAGACUCCUGCCAGGGAGACAGCGGGGGGCCUCUUGUCUGUGAGCAGAACAACCGCUGGUACCUGGCAGGUGUCACCAGCUGGGGCACAGGCUGUGGCCAGAGAAACAAACCUGGUGUGUACACCAAAGUGACAGAAGUUCUUCCCUGGAUUUACAGCAAGAUGGAGAGCGAGGUGCGAUUCAGAAAAUCCUAACCAGCUGGCCUGCUGCUCUGCACAGCACCGGCUGCUGUGAAGACUCUGGCCACGGUGACUGGCCAUGUGUGGCAUCAUCUGGGCUAAUGGCCACCGGGCACCAUCGGACUCCCACCUCCACUGUCUGCUGCCUCUGUGUGUGUGUGUGUGUGUGUGUGUGUGUGUGUGCAUAUGUGUGCAUUGCCACUCUCCCAAGUUUUUCAGAAACCAGCAGAGCUGUCAACUCUUCUCAAAAUCCCAGGCUGGAAAUUACCUGGAAACAAGAACUUGAGUACCGUGGAUGUUCCUACAGGGGUGUCCAUAGAUGGAUGGAGGAGGUGGAGCCCAGAGCCCAAGGAAGAGCUGGGAAUUCUUGCUUCUCUGACCCUCACUUACAGACUAGCCCAGUGUGGGCAGAUGCCAGCGGCCCAGGUGACGCCAUUGCUGUCCUGAGAUGGAUCGUGGGUUUUGGUGGAUGCAGCUUCCCAGGGCCUGGACCGUCUUCGGUGAAAAGCUGCUCCCAUUGGCGUUAUGAGCAUCAAGCCCUCACCCAGACCCCCUGCUGGUGCCGUGGAUGUCACCAGUCGGGCUGUGCUGUGGCUAACCAGGCUGACAACUGAGAUGAGGAUUCACUGUAUUCAUUUGGUCACAAGCUGCUGGGGCAGGUUUUAUUUUAUUUUAUUUUUAUAUUUAAGAAAUGAAAAUACGGGUAUUUUUAAAGAUUCUCCAAAAAGUCCAGAAGCCUUGACAGCUGGCAUCAAUCAGCCCAAGACCCCCAGGGGAUUCAUGGGAAAUGUCGUAUUUUAGAGUCCUACAGAAUAUUUCUGGCCUCAAGGAACUGGAUGAAGAGACUGGACAAAGUCCCCAGGAUGGGCAUCCCCCAAGUCACUACAGCAUCUGGAGCCCCUAGGAGAUACUCAGGGAAGCAAAUCCUUGUUUGGGCUGGCAAGCAAAUCUGACACGACGAGGUCCACAAACUGUUUCUGCAUCCCAGGGCUCUGACGAAGGCAUUAAGAAAUGGAUGCUGUUCCUGCGUAGGCUCCCAGGGGCCCCAGGGAGGUCUGGGUGGACUGCCUCUCUCAUUCCCAGGAGCUGUCCUGGGACUUUGGGAUUUCUUCUCAGCUUUCUCCACCUUUCAGUUUCUCAGUUGUUUCAGAAACAUAGCACUGACAUAAAAACUGCUAUGGAGAGAAAGCUAACAUGGUCCCAUGCCUUCCGGGCAGCCCUGCUGAAGGAUCUAAGUUGGCCCUGUUCCUGCAAAUCAUCAAUGUGCCUGGACUCGCCAGCUAAAAGCCUGGGCCUUCUCCAGCCUUUUUUCUGGGGCACCUAUUCCUCUGCCAGUCCUGCUCCCCUCACCUUCCUUGGGCCUGUCAGGGUCUUUUGUGGUGCUGUGCUUCUCAGAGGCAGGAUCCAAGCAGAUCAGCCCAGCCUAGCCCAGCUCAGGCAGGCCGUGGCCGCUCAAGGGAAAGACUACCCCAGAAGAGCAAGCUGGAGAGGCUGGGCAGGGGCUGAUGGGGCUGGGUACACUGGGGAAUGUUAGCAAGACUGGGAAGGAGGCCACAUUCCUGUCUGCAGCAGCCCCCAGCGAUGGUCUUCAGCAAUAAAAGUUGUGUGACCUGAGA
This is a messenger RNA of Pan troglodytes (chimpanzee), 4964 nucleotides long. RefSeq names its product transmembrane serine protease 13 (gene TMPRSS13). The transcript has 13 exons. Lineage: Eukaryota; Metazoa; Chordata; Mammalia; Primates; Hominidae. The coding region runs from base 1486 to 3363 and encodes 625 amino acids. Gene Ontology annotation, molecular function: protein binding; serine-type endopeptidase activity. Gene Ontology annotation, biological process: proteolysis. The record is from RefSeq and is a predicted model, not a curated record. Gene Ontology annotation, cellular component: membrane.